Molecule: messenger RNA, 327 nt
Organism: Glossina fuscipes
Lineage: Eukaryota; Metazoa; Arthropoda; Insecta; Diptera; Glossinidae
Product: beta-galactosidase-like
Exons: 3
Coding region: 58-327 (89 amino acids)
Biological process (GO): carbohydrate metabolic process
Cellular component (GO): vacuole
Molecular function (GO): beta-galactosidase activity
Source: RefSeq, a predicted model, not a curated record
UCUAUUAGUACUACUGGUAUACCAGAUUUAAACAUUAAAUGCGGCAAAAUCGAUGGGAUGUUCGCUACAACUGAUUUUGGUAUAGAUCGAGUCAAAGAAAUUGAAGAUAUUUGGAAUACAUUGAGGUCGGUACAGCCUAAUGGACCUUUAGUGAAUUCCGAAUUUUAUCCGGGUUGGCCAACACAUUGGCAGGAACCAAAUCAAAGACGAGACGCAAAUGCUGUAGAAAAAGUCUUAAGAACAUUUUUGACGUAUAAUGCCAGUGUUAAUCUCUACAUGUAUUUUGGCGGCACAAAUUUUGGUUUUACAGCUGGCGCAAAUGACUGA